AUGGCGAUGAUGAUGAUGAUAACAGUCCAAGAGAUCACAGUUUCCCAAGCUAGAAAGCCCUAUGAUGUCCGAGAUGUUAUUGAGCAGUAUUCUCAGGGUCACCUCAACCUCAUGGUGCGAAUCAAGGAGUUACAGAGGAGAUUGGACCAAUCCAUAGGGAAGCCAUCUCUUUUUAUCUCUGUCUCAGAAAAAAACAAAGAUAGAGGGAAUAACACGAUUGGUGCCAGGCUGAACAGGGUGGAGGACAAGGUCACACAAAUGGACCAGAAGCUGAACCUCAUCACAGAUAUGCUGCAUCAUCUGGUUUCCCGUCACCAUGGGGAUCAAGGGAACAACAGAUCGUCUCAGAGAGGCAACAACAUCAAUUCAGAUCCGUUCCACCCGAAUAACGCCCUGCCGACCUACGAGCAACUGACAGUACCGAGAAGAGACGAAGAUGAUAUAUCCUGA
This is a messenger RNA of Pterocles gutturalis (yellow-throated sandgrouse), 450 nucleotides long. RefSeq names its product potassium voltage-gated channel subfamily KQT member 1-like. Gene Ontology annotation, biological process: potassium ion transport. The record is from RefSeq and is a predicted model, not a curated record. The transcript is spliced from 5 exons. Bases 1 to 450 code for a protein of 149 amino acids. NCBI's taxonomy places the organism in Eukaryota, Metazoa, Chordata, Aves, Pterocliformes, Pteroclidae. Gene Ontology annotation, cellular component: membrane; voltage-gated potassium channel complex. Gene Ontology annotation, molecular function: voltage-gated potassium channel activity.